AUGAAAAGUAACUUAUUUACGUAUGAAAAUAUUUUUAAGAAUAAAAAUAUAAAUAUAAUUGAUAAAAUUAAAGAAAAAAGGAAAAGCACACAGGACUUCAAUGAUGUAACCAUAAAAGAAAAGGAAAAUGAUAAUUUCCAUAUAAAUAACAAGGAUAUACAAAUUGAGACAAGUAACCAAAAAGAGAAUGAAGAAAAUAUACAUAUAGAUAAAAAUAAUAUUAAUAAUGAGGAUAUUUGUAAAAAUGAUAAAAAUGUAGAUAUUUGUCAAUCUUUAUUAGGUCAGAAUAAUUUGGAAUAUACAAAUAAUAAUACAAAUGGAUUUAAUAAUAUAUCAGAAGAUAAUUUUCAUAAUUUUAAAUUAAAAAAAAAAAAAAAUGACAUAUCUUCUCUUUUUGAUGAUAAUACAUAUGAUAAAGAUAUAGCUUAUAAUGAAAAGGAAGAAAAGGAAGAAAAGGAUGAAAAGGAAGAAAAGGAAGAAAAGGAAGAAAAGGAUGAAAAGGAUGAAAAGGAAGAAAAGGAAGAAAAGGAUGAAAAGGAAGAAAAGGAUGAAAAGGACGAAAAGGAUGAUAAACGUUUUGAUAAAAAUUUUGAUAAACAUUCAUUUUUCUUAUCACCUUCUGUGGUUAUCGAACCACAAGAAGAAUUUUCUUCUUAUAUAAAUAGCAUAAAUAAUAAUAAAAUGAGCAACAACAAUAGCAAUAAUAAUGAUGAUGAUAUAAACAACACUUAUAGUAAUAAUAGGAAUCAUAUUUUUUGUGAUGAGGUGCAAAAUUUUAAUGUAAUAGAUCAAAGAGAAAAUAAAAGUAAUGAAAAUUUCCAUAUAAAUAAAAAGGAGAAUGUAGAAAAUCAUUUUAAUAAUGAUUAUAAAAAAGAUUUUUUAGUAGAUCAGAAUUAUAAUGAUGAAUAUCCUAAUGAGGAUAUAAAUAAAUAUAUGAAUAAUAAUGAAGGAGAAAAAUUAAUUAUUGAUAAAGAAAAACAAAAUAAUGGAGACAAUUAUCAUCAUGGUAAUAAUAUAAAAAUUUGUGAACAAUUAAAUAAGGACCCAUUAAUAAUUUAUUCGCAUAAGACAUAUUUGCAUGAUUAUAAUUUAAAUGAUACAAGUAGUGAACAUAUAAAUAUUGAAAAUUUAUUAAAAGAUAAAAAUGACGAACAAGAACAAAAUAAAAGUGAUAAUAAUCAAAAGGAUUAUGAUAAAAUUACUGAAAGGAUAAGUUUAAAUAAUAAUAUGGAUAACAAUUCUUUUAUAUGUAAUAACAAAAAUGAAAGAAAAGAUUGUGAAUACAAUGAAAAGGAAAAAGAGCAUAUGAAAAUGAAUAUUCACAAUAUUCACAAUAUUCACAAUAUUCACAAUAUUCACAAUAUUCACAAUAUUCACAAUAUUCAUAAUAUUCAUAAUAUUCCUAAUAUUCCUAAUAUUAAUAAUAAUAAGUGUGAUUAUGAUGAUAUGAACAUGUAUCAUAAAGGUGAUAAUUUACAUAUGAAUGUAACUACCAUCAGAGAUAAUAAAAACAAUCAUGAUAUUAAUCUUAAAAAUGAUGAUAUAAACAUACAAGGUGUUAAUAAAAAUAUACAUGUUAGUUUUUGCUUUGGUAAUAAUGGAACUUUUUUUUAUAGUAAAAAUUCAAAGAUUAAGUAUCAGUAUUUAAUUAACAUAAUAGAGAUAAAUAUGAACAAAAAAAGAAAGAAGCAUAUAAAUAUUGAAAAGAAGAAUGAUGAAAAUAAUAUUAAUAUUAAUGGUAAUACUAAUAUUAAUAUUAAUAGUAAUAGCAAUAGUAAUAACAAUAUUGAUAGUAAUGAUAUAUACCAAUGUCAUAAUAAUAUGGAGAAGUUCAUUUAUUGCAUAAAAAACUUCCCAGGGCCCUUCAGCAGAAAAAGUAAUAAAGUAGACCAUAAAAUAGAAGAAUUUUUAAAGGGAUAUAUAAAUAUGAAUAAAUCAAGAACAACAAAUGAUAAUAUUUUUGAAGAUAUUCAAAAGAAUUGUUUAUAUAAUUAUUUAUUAAAUAUUUUAAAAAAACCAUAUUUAACUAAUUUUAAUUUAAAAGAAAUUUCAAUUGAAAAAAAAAAUGAUACAAAUAAAAAUAAUAAUAAUAAUAAUAAAGGAAAUAAUAUUAUUUCGUAUUUUUUAGAUAAUUAUCAAGACAAAAAAGAUAUAAAAGAUAAUUUAUAUUCAUCUGAUUAUUUUAAUGAUGAUGAUGAUGAAGAUGGAGAUAGUUUAUCGAAUAAUGAAAUGGAUGAAUUUGAUAUAAAUGAAUAUGUUCAAAAUGAUUCUAAUAAAAUAAAAAAAUAUGAUGAAACAAAAAAAAAUAACAAUCAUAUAAAUAUGUAUAACCAUACAAAUAAUAAUAGUAAUAAUAUUAUAAUGAAUAAUCAUUUAUAUAAUGGUAACAUGAAAUAUAUGUUUCAAAUGAACAAUAAUGUUGAUAAGACAGAAAAAAAUGUAUUAAAUAAAGAGGAGAAAAAAUGCUACACUGAUAUUUAUGAAAAUAAUAAAAAUAUAAAUGAUAUAUGUAUAAAUAAUAAUACUUAUCUUUUUUUUGAUUUUAUAAAUAAAGAAUUUAUUAUGGAAUUAUAUAAACUAGAAAAUAAAAAUGAACGUAUUACUCAUGAUGAUAUAUAUUUAUUAUAUUUUCAUAUGUGUAUAUAUAAUAGUAAGAAAGCUACAAACAUUUGUAUAAAAAAAGAAUUAUAUAAAUAUUUCUUUUUGGUUUUAAGAAAAUAUAAUAAAAAGAAAUAUUAUAAAAUGUUAGAUAAAUAUAUUAGUUAUAUCAAGAGGUCGAUUAAUAAUGAAUUAGAAAUGAAAAACGAUAUGAAAAAUAUUUACAAAAUAUAUAAUUAUAAUAUAUAUGAUGAAAUAUGUACUGAAGCUUUUGUAUUCUUUUUAUGUAUAUUGAAUAAAAAAAAUAUGGUUUUUAAAAAAGAUAUAUUAGUUAAUUAUUGGUAUGUAUUUUAUACAUUAAUUUUUCAUAAUUUUAUAUUUCAAUAUAAGGAAAAUGAAAUUCAGUUUGACGAUUAUAAAGAAGAUAUAAUUAAUUUUUUUAUAUAUCUUAUACAUUUAUUAUAUGAGAAAAAAAAAAAUGCAGAAGCGCAAUUUUUACUUUUGUUAAUAUCGAACAAUCCUUUUGUGUUUGCCUUUUCACCUUGUAAAAAAAAUGAUGAUAAUAAUUUAGAGGACAUUAAUAAUAUUCAUAGUGCUAAAUAUUGUAGUAAUAAAAUUUAUAGUGAUCAUAUUGAUGGUAAUAAUAAAAAUAUUAAUAUUAACAAUAUUAAUAGUAUUAAUAGUAUUAAUAAUAUUAAUAAUAUUAAUAAUAAUAAUAAUAAUUACAUUCGUAGUAAUAAUAGUCAUAAUAAUAAUUACACUCAUAGUAACAAUUUUUAUAAGCAUUCACACAUAGAAGAAUCCAAUGGUGUUGGUUAUUGUGGAUUGUUGAAUUCUCAUUUUGAUAUUAUGUGCUUUCAAGUUAGUGAUAUAUAUGAAUAUAUGUGUAGAUAUGAAAAAGAUGAUUUUUUUUUUGAACAGCUUAUUUUUUAUAAAAUUAUAUAUGCAUACAUUUUAUUAGAAUAUGGUAUUCUUUCACAAGCACAACGAUAUGUAGAAAUAUUAUAUUAUUACAUUGAUGUAAUAAAAAAUGACAGAAAAAAAAAUUCGUAUUUAUUAUAUUUAUAUGAUACCUUAUUAGAUAGAACAAAAUAUAUAUUUACAACAACAAAUAAAGAUAUCUUAUCAUUACAAAGAAAGUCAUAUAUCCCCAGUGAUGAUAUUAUAUAUACUUAUAAGUUUAUAUCUAAUUCUGGCAUCACUACAACAAUACCUAGAGAUAAUAUGACCGAUCAUUUUAUGGAUAAUAAUUAUAGUAAUAAUAUGAAAGGAUAUGUAAAUUAUAAUAAUAUGAAUGAUACUAAUGUUAAUUAUAUAAAUGGAUAUACAACUAUCAAUACUGACAUAAGUGCAUUUAAUAAUUCUCCUAUACAUAAUAGAAAUAAAACUAUACAUUUACAAACACAAGAAAAUAUAAAUGAAUAUUAUAAUGUAAAAACAAAUAGAACAGUAACAGAUUAUUUAGGAAAAAAAAAUGUUGAUUCCAACAUAAAAGAAGAGGGACAUCAAACCUCAAUGUUUGAUAUAUUUAAAAAUAAUUAUAAUAAUCAAUCUUAUAAUGAAAAUGAGAACAUUCAAUCAUGUGAUAUGUUAAAUGGUGAUAGUAGUACAAAUAUGAAUAUGGAUAGUUCCAAUGUUCAUAUUCAAAAUGGAUCUGCAAGUGUUCAUCAAACGAUCAAUAAUAAUAUAUACCACAAUAAUAAUAAUAAUAAUAAUAUGUAUCAUAAUAAUAAUAUGUAUUAUCACCAUAAUAAUAAUAUAUAUCAUCACCAUAAUAAUAAUAAAAAUUAUGCUUAUGAACAUGCUUCGUCCAAUGUAAACCCUUCCUCAUAUUUUGCCUCAGAACAAAAUGAGGCACCUUACAAUUUUACAAUUGACAAUAAUAAUAAUAAUAAUAAUAAUAAUAUAGGAACAAAUUAUAACCUCUCAAAUGUAAAUAGUAAUACGCAUCAUCAUAUGUAUAAUGAUAUAAAUAAACAUGUAAGUACACAUGAGAAAAGUAUUGAAGGUACAUAUAAUUAUAAUGUUCAUAAUAAUAAUAAUAAUAUAACAUCUGUGUAUUCUCAAAACUUUUCAAAUGUUGUAGAACAAAAUAAUAAUGUUAAGGACACGUUCCAAGUUCAAAAUGAAAAUGGAACCAUGUGUGGUCCAUUAAAUGCUCAUAUAAAUACGCAUAAUUCUUUAUAUGGUAAUACAAAAAAUAUAGAAGAAAAUGUUACCAACAAUAUAAAAAAAAAAGAUGACAAUAUGAAUGUAAGGAAUAAUAAUAUGAAGAUUAAUAAUAUAAAUCUCCAAAAUUGUCGUGAUAAUAAUUUAUCAUCAUCACAAGAACAGCAACAAUCUGCAAAUGAAAAUAACAUGGAUCUUAUAAAUAUGGGCAAAAGUUUUAUUUCGGGUUUCUUUUCAAAUAUAAAGGAAAAAAUUAAAAAAACUGAAUAUAUGCAGGAAGAAGAAGAAGAAGAAAAUAUUUUCUAUUAUGAUUAUGAAAAAAAACGUUGGAGAGAAAAAGGUGUAACUUCUGAUGAAGAAAAGGAAAGAGAAAAGCAAAAAUUAGAAAAACAAAUGGCUAUGAAAAAUAUAUCCCCACCACCUACUGGUUUAAAUUAUUCAUCAGAAAGAAAUAAAAAUCCUUUAAAUAUGACUGAUGUUCGUAGUAGGUAUGUUGAUUAUUUUAAUUAA
This is a messenger RNA of Plasmodium gaboni, 5277 nucleotides long. RefSeq lists its product as hypothetical. NCBI's taxonomy places the organism in Eukaryota, Apicomplexa, Aconoidasida, Haemosporida, Plasmodiidae. The record is from RefSeq and is a predicted model, not a curated record. The transcript has a single exon. The coding region runs from base 1 to 5277 and encodes 1758 amino acids.